Molecule: messenger RNA, 4042 nt
Organism: Suncus etruscus (white-toothed pygmy shrew)
Lineage: Eukaryota; Metazoa; Chordata; Mammalia; Eulipotyphla; Soricidae
Gene: ST3GAL2
Product: ST3 beta-galactoside alpha-2,3-sialyltransferase 2
Exons: 6
Coding region: 889-1941 (350 amino acids)
Molecular function (GO): beta-galactoside (CMP) alpha-2,3-sialyltransferase activity
Source: RefSeq, a predicted model, not a curated record
CCCCUUCUCCCUUUUUCAGGGUCCUGCGCCUGCAGCCGGAUGCCAGAUGAGUAAGUGGGAGGGAUCACUGAUAGUGCUGGUGUCCAUUGGGAUCUGGACCUUCAGGGAACAGGACGGAGCCACCAUAACCCAGAGGAUCGACUGAGCAGCUCCCUGCAGAUCAGGCCCCACAGGACUCUGCAGAGAAACAGGAGCUGCACACCCCUGAAAGCCACUGCAGCUGAGACUGGGACAGAGAAUUGGAGCAACCGACACCUUGCACCGGCGGUUGAUAGGCAUCCUUGGAGGACCUUGGGUGCCACAGUGCGGGUUUACUGACCCCGCACAAGGCUUCCUGGGCACCCUCCCCUGGCCGAGGGCUGAGGCCAAGUGGGUGUACCCAGGUGGGCACCACUCUUGCAUGGAAACCCGGCCAUGCAAUGCUCAUGACUUCUCUCUGGUGACAAGGUUGGGAGAGUGUCCCCUCUGUGGGGCACAAGGGUCUGCCUCAGGGUCUGCUCAUGAGCCACAAAGACCCCGGCUGCUCCGGACUGGACCGUUCGAAACCGCCAAAGAGGGGGCCUCACAGAGCUGGCAGUCAGCAGCUCCGAGGGACUAGAAGGCUGGAGUGGACUGAGUCCUUGCUCGCCAGCAGGACAGGAGGCGCAGAGCACCUGUGGCCCAGCUAGUGACCAAGACACUCGGUGAAGCCAUAGCCAGGAUAUCUGCAGGUGGCUCAGACCUGGAGGCCCGCUGCUGCUAAGCGUGUGUCCUCCUGAAGGGGCUGUGGAGAGCGUGGUGUGGGGGGUCCCCUCUGCUGUCCCCUUAUGCCCUGUGCGUGGGGAACCAGAGCAGGCAGGCUUCUCUGGGGCCUUGGUGGCCCCCCGCGGCCCCCUGGCGAAGCACACCAUGAAGUGCUCCUUGCGGGUGUGGUUCCUGUCUGUGGCCUUCCUGCUGGUCUUCAUCCUGUCCCUGCUCUUCACCUACUCGCACCACAGCAUGGCCGCACUGCCCUACCUGGACUCCGGGGCACUGGGCGGCACCCAUCGAGUGAAAUUGCUGCCUGGCUACGCUGGCCUGCAGCGCCUCAGCAAGGAGGGCCCGGCCAGCAAGGGCUGUGCCUGCCUCCGCUGCCUGGGUGACAGCGGUGCCUCUGACUGGUUUGACAGCCGCUUUGAUGGUAGCCUGUCCCCUGUGUGGACCCAGGAGAACAUGGACUUGUCCCCGGAUGUCCAGAGGUGGUGGAUGAUGUUGCAGCCCCAGUUCAAGUCACACAACACCAGGGAGGUACUGGAGAAGCUGUUCCAGGUGGUUCCUGGCGAGAACCCCUAUCACUUCCGGGACCCCCAGCAAUGCCGCCGCUGUGCUGUGGUGGGGAACUCGGGCAACCUGCGGGGUUCUGGCUAUGGGCCCGAUGUGGAUGGACACAACUUCAUCAUGAGGAUGAAUCAGGCCCCCACUGUGGGGUUUGAACAGGAUGUUGGCAGCAGAACCACCCACCACUUUAUGUACCCCGAGAGUGCCAGGAACCUGCCUGCCAAUGUCAGCUUCGUAUUGGUGCCCUUCAAGGCCCUGGACCUGCUGUGGAUUGCCAGUGCAUUGUCCACAGGGCAGAUCCGAUUCACCUAUGCUCCGGUGAAGUCCUUCCUCCGAGUGGACAAAGAAAAGGUUCAGAUCUACAACCCGGCCUUCUUCAAGUACAUCCAUGACCACUGGACAGAGCAUCAUGGGCGCUACCCUUCCACGGGCAUGUUGGUGCUCUUCUUCGCUUUGCAUGUGUGUGAUGAGGUGAACGUGUACGGGUUCGGGGCCGACAGCCGAGGCAACUGGCACCACUACUGGGAGAACAACCGGUACGCGGGCGAGUUCCGGAAGACGGGCGUGCACGACGCGGACUUCGAGGCCCACAUCAUCGACAUGCUGGUCCAGGCCCGCAAGAUCGAGGUCUACCAAGGCCACUGAAGCCGGCCUCGCCGCCACCCUGCCUGCCCAGCCCCAGCAGCGAUGCGAUGCCAUGCGAUUCCACGAUGCGAUGCUCUGCGCGGCCCUGUGACCGCUGGCUCCAGACCGGGACACGAGCGCCAGGGCCGCAGCCUAGGCCCCGGGAAUGAGCUCACGCUCGGAGCCGCGCCAGGGCAGGCACGGUCUGGACCGAUCAUGCUGCAGCCCAGCUAAACGCCGCUGUCCCCCAGCCAAUCAUGAGACUCGAAAGCCGGCCCGAGGGUCCCGGUACCGCCAAUCAGCGCUUUUAGUGGGCGAACUUCCGGCCACCGGGCUGCGUCUCCUCCAAUCAACGGCCUUUGAGGGCGGGCCACGCUCUAGCCCCACUUCCCUAUGCUUCCGGGUAGGAGUAUUUUAUUCCUUGCUUGUGAUGGAGCCAAGGCCCCAAUGACAGUACUGUAGGGCUGGGCAUGGGGGACCUCCGUCGGGGCGCCGAAGAGAUAAUUGGAGGUGAAGAAUCAGGACUGCGGCUGGAUUUCCCCUUCUCCAAAGGGUCCUCAGGGCCUGGGGUGCAUCGAGGGGAUCUUGCUGGAUGGAGGUUUGGGGGGUGGGACAGGAGGUUUCCUGGGAGCACGCUUUCGCCUCCAGGGAAAAGCCAGAGUCUUUCCAAACCUCUGCAGGUCUCCAGAAGUACUAGAUUCCCCACCCUUCCUUUUCCUCUUCUGGUCAGGCCCUAACUAAAUGGGCGAGGAUGAGCCCACCAAAGAAAUACAGUGAGAAAUCAGGGCGCUGGGGUCCCCUUGUGCUGCGCCACUCCCGCCUCGGGCCACCCUAUGGAAUGGCCUUUCUGAUCAGGGCAUUUAGUGCCUCACUGGGAAUACAGAAUUCUCCUAAACUUGCAAAUAGGUGUAAGGAGCAGGGCCAGGGGGCCUGGAAGCCCCUAGCGUCAAAUGUCAGGUGCUUCCCAUUCAAGGGAACCCUCAGCCUACUGGUCAUGCCCUUUAUGCCCAUUUUUAGCAUCUCUCCUUCGGCCCUGGGCCUCCUCACCAGCCUACACUUGUUGCUCUGGAAAAGAAAAAAAAAAUCCAAACUUGCCCUAGGUGAUCCUAGGGCUCUGCUGCUUCCUAUCUCUUUCCUUUCUCUUAUCUCCUCUCUCACACGCUUACACACACCUGAUGCUGGCUCUAGGCAGAGGGAGCAGCAUGUGGACAGGGAAGCUGGAUCAGGGAGGCCCACCGCCAGGUGUAUGUGUCCCCUUCUUUCUGCACCUCAGAUUGGGAAGCCUCUUGCGUGGGGUGACAAGUACUUGGGAAAUCUAUGAUUUAGUCGAGAUGAAAUUGUCAUAUCUGGUGGUCCAUAAAGGUUUUUUUUUUUUUUUUCUUUUUUUGGCACUCCUGAUUGGGGGCACGAAUGAUGGAGCCUGGUUUUAGGGGAGGCAUCAGCUGUCUCCCUUGCCUGCUGUGCCCUGCACCCUGCUACCUCGAUCCACGCUCCAACCUUCUGAUACCCUGGUCCCACCCAGUUUUAGUUCCAGGAGAAAUGCUCCCCCCUUCAAGGUUGGGGAAGUUUAGAAGGGGAGGCCUGGGCUUCUAUGAAGCUUGUGAGCACUGAAAGGUCCCUUUCCCCAGCAGUGAGAAGUACAGAGACCCGGUGCAGCUCUGUCCUUCUGACUCGGGUAAUGGACUUGCCAGCGGGUGGACUCCCGUGCAUAGAAACCUAGUGAGAACUUAGAUGGAGGCUGUUUCUUCUCAGUUCCAAAAGUAGAGCUUGCAAAGAAUAGGGCAGGUUUGGAGAUCCAGGAGUGCAGUGCCUUGGGUUACCCCUCGCCCCCCAGUCCUUCCUCCCCAUUGUAGACUCAAGGCACCAAUAGCAUAUGUUUCCUGAAGAGGCAGUUUCAAAAGUUUAGAAGAUGAAAAAAAAAAUCAAUGCAAUGAUGCCAAACAGUAUUGAAUAGAAUAAUUUAUUUCUUUUUGUUCCUUUUUGCAUUUUAUUUUGUUUAAACCAUUAAUAAAUCCCCAUUCUGGAAGAGGUAGGUCUCAGCACCCAUCCCAGAUCUCCUUUUCUGUAAUAUUUAAACAUUUUAAAAUUUGUUUUCUCUUUCUGAAUUAAAACAACAAGAGCC